AUGGAAAAAGACGACAAAGAAGCUCGAUUCGUUGAGCUCACGAAGGUUUUCCACUGGAUUGCUUUUCUGGCUCCCAAUGUGGAGGAAUUGUCCUUGUCUAGGCCCAGAGCUGGAGUCAGGAUCCUUGACAUGCAGUUGCUGCUUCCGUCACUCAGCCAAAUGAAGAAGCUUAGAAAACCUGCUGCUCAAUUGGCCAGUGUCGGCGCCCUUUGGCACGUGGAGCAUGAUUUGAGGGAUGGCAGCGAGCACAAGAGAAACUUGCAGAAUCUCAGGGUGCUCGAGGUCAACAACCUGUGGCGUUCGCAACACCAUGAUUUUUUCGCCACUGUGGCUCCCCAUCUUGAUUACACCCUCGCUCAGAACUGGGAAUAUUUACCACUCUCUUCCGACGAGAAGGAGAUGCCGCCAUUCCUGAAGAGAAGGUUCAUUACCCUGGGAGAACGGGAGAUGCUGCAUGAAGGGCUCGAACUAGACUGCCUCUCAAGUAUCCAAACAUCACCCAUCUCAUUGAGGACGCUUACUUCGAAGAGCAAUGCAUCAAAACGGUGCUGCAUUUCAAAAAAGGUUGAGGCCUUGAUCUUCCACGGCGUGAGUUGCUUGGACAUUGUGGAGCGCAUCUUGGCCGCCUUUGGCCACCAACUUCACUCUUUGGCCAUCUUGAGCACUCAUCCGAGCGUAAAUCUGGCUCUUGGAAAGAUUUCCUUGCUCUGCCCCAAAUUGGAAAGGCUGCACCUGGUAAAUGCCUCCGUGCUGGACACCACAAAGGAAGUUUUUCCGGAGUUGACCGAGUUGAUUUGGAUCAACAGUAAGGAGAUUCGGUCAGCAUCCAGCCUGUUGUGUGCCCCUAAACUGCGGAAGUUGAUGAUGAAAGGUGUCUUCAGCUUGUCUGAUCUAGAAAAAUGCACCGAGAUGAUUGAAAAGGGCGACGUUCUGAAGGAGUUGCGUGCCUUUAGCGUGAUUCUCGAUCACAGGAACAACCCUAUGUUCUAUGAACAGCAAUUCAACGCGGCCAAUCGCAUGAUGAAGACCGCAUCCACCCUUCUGCCCAAACUGGUCAAUUUUCAGUUCGGCCAAGAGAUUGAUUCCAGCCAUGAGUCUGAUGAGGAAGUAGAUGUGGCCUUUUUGCACUUUCGCCUGGACACUUGCUACAAACUGGUGAAGGAGUAUAACAAACACAAUGGAGUCUGUCCAUGAGAUUGAAAUGACUUUUCAAUUAUAUUUUUUGUUAAAUGACCUUUGAAAUAAACUUGACGUAUGCUACUCUUUGAA
Cloeon dipterum is the source of this 1269-nucleotide messenger RNA. RefSeq lists its product as uncharacterized. Bases 1 to 1194 code for a protein of 397 amino acids. The transcript has 5 exons. The record is from RefSeq and is a predicted model, not a curated record. NCBI's taxonomy places the organism in Eukaryota, Metazoa, Arthropoda, Insecta, Ephemeroptera, Baetidae.